CAGUGGGCGCGGGGCGGCGGGCGGUGCGCGCGCUCCCUGUGCGGUCCCUGAGCCUCGGCGCCUUCCCCUCCCCUCCCCUCGCUCGCUUCGCUCCCGGGCCCUGCCCCGGCCCGCCGUGCCCGGCGCAGCGCUGACAGCCCGGCAGCGCCCGGCCGCGGACUAGGCGAGACCAUCUCCGAAGAGGCGGCUUGGAACCCGUCAAGCUGCCCCGCAGCCCGCAGCCGUUCAGCCAGGCUAUGCGCUGCCAACGGGCUCCGCUCAAGAAAAAAACAGAGCGGAUCGUGAAAAGGUAGAGGCGCCCGUAGAGGCCCCCGCAGGGCUCUUGGGAAGCGGCCGCUCAGCCCGGAGAGAAGCGGAGGACGCGCCGGAGAGGCGACGGCGCAGGAGCAGCGCGGCGGGGGCGUCCCGGCGGCUCGGAGCAUGUGAGAGGCCGGGGGGCCGCGAUGCUGCGACGCGCGGAGUUCAUCGUGUGCCCGCCCUGGGAGCCCGCCCGCGGCGAGGGGGUGCCGGGGGGCGCCUCCCCGACGCCGCUGAAGGGCGGCGAGCCCCGGCGGGGCGGCAGCCGCUCCCGUUGGCCGCCCGGGCGGCGCGGGAGGGUCCCCGGCGGGGCGCGGAAGCUGCUGGGCAGCCGCACGCACAGCCACUUCCAGCACUACCAGCACCAGCAGCUGCAGCAGCAGCACUGCCGCGCCUUCCGCCGCUGCCACCGCCCGGCGCGGCCGCGGGUGCUGCUCUCCCUGCGGCCCGUCAAUGUGCUGGGCCGGCGGGCGCCGGGCAUGCGGGCGCCCCGCAACACCAACCAGUUCCUGAUGCGGGAGAAGUACCAGCUCAUGCACCUGCGCUCGGACUCGGUGGGCACCGAGAGCGGCGGGUCGGACUGCGAGAUGGACCCGCUGGACAUGGACUCGUACCUGGGGGUGCUGGAGAACGCCCGCGGGGCGCUGAUGGAGUGCGCGGGGGAGCCCGGACCCGCCGCCCGCUCCCCGCCCGCCCGGGCCGGGGCCGAGGCAGCCGCGGGCUCCCCGCAGGAGGAGAGCCAGCAGUACUUCCCCUCGGAGGACGAUGUGAUCGAGAGCGAGCUCUUCAUGGAGAGGGACUUCGACGAGUUCUGCAGCAGGAUCGCCUGAGCCCCGGGCCGGGGGGAAGCAGAACCCCGCUGGCUUGGAGCCUUUCCGCCUCGGAGUGGGGGGGAGAGGUUUAUUUAUUUCUCAGCCAUUCCCUUGCGUUUUUGUCAGGGGGGUUGGCUAAUUUUACAAAUGUGCGUGUGUAAACAGGGGGGAUCCCUCCUUGUAAAUAAAGUGAACUUUUCUGAAGGCGACAUCAAA
Molecule: messenger RNA, 1325 nt
Organism: Motacilla alba alba
Lineage: Eukaryota; Metazoa; Chordata; Aves; Passeriformes; Motacillidae
Exons: 1
Coding region: 444-1127 (227 amino acids)
Source: RefSeq, a predicted model, not a curated record